AUGAUCGACAACCAUACAGACAAUGUCUACAUCGCAGUGGCGGCUUCUGCGUACCGGGUGAAUACCAAGGGAGAAAUUUACCAACUUGUGUCUGGUGCCUGGUUAUUGCUCGAGGAUAAGCCGUUCGACGAGCGCCCGACCCCAACGGACAUUCAGCCAGUUAUCUACGACAAACAUUGUCGUAAUCCAUCGCCGACCAUACUCCGUAUUGCCGGCGGAGCAGCUGGUCAGAGCGGCUUGAUACAAGCCCUAAGUGACGCGUUCAACAAGUUCCGCGUUUCUGAGAAAUUCGAUCCCUGCAGAGUGGCUUGGUACAAGACCAGUCCAUCCGAGUCCCUCAGGUACCUCAACGACGGCAUAGUGGAUGUCGUAAUCACCCGCAACUCUGUAGAAGUAGCAACCGCUUUGAACCAGAGUAUCCGACUGUCUCCUCUUGGUUCUUAUCUCAUCUUCCGCGAACCUUUGCUACUCGUCGGACCACUCUCCAAUCCAGCUAAUCUUGAUCCCAACUCCGAUAUCAUUACAAUGUUUCGGACCUUACGCCAAGCAGCCCAGCUAGACUACACACCAAGAAAUGCAGGGACCACCGACCCCUCAGCUUCAUUCGAAACCCGAGGCGACGGUUCAGCCACUCAUCUCAGAGAAUGCCAGUUGUGGGAAGAAGUGAGAAAAGUAGAUCAGCCCCCUCACCUCCCCGCGUUCUUUCCAUACAUACCCAUCAACAGAUAUCCCCCACUCACUAAAGCCAACAUCGACGCAUCUCUCAACCUCUACGGCGCCGCCAAUCUAGGGUAUUACACUCUAACAGAAUCCAGCAUGUAUCGCUUGAAACCCGAGCUCCAUACAAAAUUGACCGUCUACAAGCACGGGCAGCUUAAUGAUCCGAAUGACUUGCUUGUCCUGCAAGGUCAUUUGCUCGUCGGUGCUAGAGCUCAGUAUCCGGCCCUGGCCGAGCAUUUUGCGGCGUGGGCGGCUGGGCCUGCGGGGCAGAGCAUUGUGAGGGACUUUAGGAUAUGUGGGCGGUCGGUGUACUAA
Messenger RNA from Aspergillus ibericus CBS 121593, 1035 nucleotides. RefSeq lists its product as uncharacterized. The record is from RefSeq and is a predicted model, not a curated record. Bases 1 to 1035 code for a protein of 344 amino acids. NCBI's taxonomy places the organism in Eukaryota, Fungi, Ascomycota, Eurotiomycetes, Eurotiales, Aspergillaceae. The transcript has 2 exons.